Molecule: messenger RNA, 2077 nt
Organism: Phlebotomus argentipes
Lineage: Eukaryota; Metazoa; Arthropoda; Insecta; Diptera; Psychodidae
Gene: Alas
Product: 5-aminolevulinate synthase, erythroid-specific, mitochondrial
Exons: 5
Coding region: 292-1908 (538 amino acids)
Biological process (GO): hemoglobin biosynthetic process; erythrocyte development; heme biosynthetic process
Cellular component (GO): mitochondrion; mitochondrial matrix
Molecular function (GO): pyridoxal phosphate binding; 5-aminolevulinate synthase activity
Source: RefSeq, a predicted model, not a curated record
CCGCCAAAAUUUGCCGCCUCGCACUUGACGAAAAACUCCACGAUUGACGUUCGUCGUGGAGGGGAAAUCCGAUUGAUGGGGAAUAGAGAGUCGACCAGUCGAUCGGCCGUGCAAAAGUCGUCAGUGUUCUGAAAAGUGCUCAAGAAACAAGUUGCAAGUAAGACGAGCGCCAAGAAUUCACACUACAGCAGAGUCUGGAAGCGGAGAAAGCCUACCAAACCACUGAGUCACUCAGCAAAUCCCUCUCGAGUUAUCAAGCAGUCAAAAUACGCGGCGAGCAGUGUUGAGAAGAUGCCUUGCCCGUUCCUCAGUAACUUCAAUGCCAGUUUCUUGCGCAACAACGCCUCGCUGCUGCUCAAGACGUACGGCCAUCACUGUCCGGUGCUGACCAACACGCUGGAGGGCAGCAUUGCGCCGCAGGCGAAGCGCGGCUUCAGCUUCCUGAGCAAGAAGCCGCAGGAGCCCGAGACGCCGGCCAGGAAGUGCCCCUUCCUGUCCACCGCCACCACGUCCAAGCUGGUGACGGAGGUGCGCGAGGACAUCCAGGACAUUCCAUCCACGCGACCAUUCCACUACGAGCAGUUCUUCGCCGAGCAGAUAAUGCGCAAGAAGCGCGACCACUCGUACCGCGUCUUCAAGAAGGUCAACCGCCUGGCGGAACAGGGGAAAUUCCCGCGCGCCGUGGAGUAUUCCUGGGGCGAGCGUCCCAUCACCGUUUGGUGCUCCAACGACUAUCUGGGCAUGUCGUGUCAUCCGGAAGUGAAGGCGGCCGUGCGCAAGGCUCUGGAGGAGCACGGAGCCGGCGCCGGCGGCACGAGGAACAUCUCUGGGAAUUCGCUCUAUCACGAGCGCCUGGAGAAGCGCCUGGCGCAGCUGCACAACAAGGAGUCGGCGCUGCUCUUCUCCUCGUGCUUCGUGGCCAACGACUCGACGCUGUUCACGCUGUCACGCCUCCUGCCGGGCUGUCACAUCUUCUCGGACGCCGGCAACCACGCGUCGAUGAUCCAGGGCAUCCGCAACAGCCAAGUGCCGAAGCACAUCUUCCGCCACAACGACCCGAACCAUCUCAGAGAGAUGCUGCAGCAGGUGGACAAGGGCGUGCCGAAAGUCGUGGCUUUCGAGACGGUGCACUCGAUGACGGGCGCCGUGUGUCCGCUGGAGGAGUUGUGCGACACGGCGCACGAGUUUGGCGCCUACACGUUCAUCGACGAGGUGCACGCGGUCGGGCUGUACGGGCAGCACGGCGCGGGCAUUGGCGAGAGGGACAAUCAGCUGCACAACAUGGACAUCAUUUCCGGGACGCUGGGAAAAGCCUUCGGCAACAUUGGCGGCUACAUAGCCGGCUCCGCUAAUCUCGUGGACAUGAUCCGCUCAUACGCGGCGGGCUUCAUCUUCACCACGUCUCUCCCACCGACUGUGCUGGCGGGCGCGCUGAAGGCCGUGGAGAUCCUCUCGUCGAGUGAGGGGCGCGAGCUGCGGCGCCGCCACCAGACCAACGUGCAGUACCUGCGCCAGCUGCUGCGGCGCGAGGGCUUCCCGGUGGAGCCCACGCCCAGCCACAUCAUCGCCAUUCGCGUCGGCGACCCGCUCAAGUGCAACCAGGUGUCGGAUCUGCUGAUCCGCGAGUUCGGCCAGUACGUGCAGGCCAUCAACUAUCCCACGGUGGCGCGUGGCGAGGAGAAGCUGCGUCUGGCGCCGACGCCCUAUCACACGCCCGAGAUGAUGGACGGCCUGGUGGCGAACAUGAAGGCCGUGUGGCAGCAGCUGGACAUGAAUCUCCGCCGCGAGUCGGUGUGCAACACUUGCCAGAAGCCUGUGCUGCUGGACAGCCUGAGAGCCGUGAAGUGCGGCCCGGAGAUUCUCUGUCAGAUUCCCAAUUGUCCGCAAAUCGCCCUGGCGGCGGCCUAAAUCUCCUCGUCGAAGAAAGUGAAAUAUCACUGCUUCGCGCAGCUCGUCUUCAACUUUCUCUUUUCUCUCGUGGUUUAGGUGAUAACACAGUUCAACUGUGCUCUGCUAGGUUGAUGUUCGAACAAUGUUCUGUGCUGUAAUGGGAAUAAAUGUUUUAACCAUGUGAAAA